Messenger RNA from Durusdinium trenchii, 690 nucleotides. NCBI's taxonomy places the organism in Eukaryota, Dinophyceae, Suessiales, Symbiodiniaceae. The record is from the annotation of a GenBank genome assembly.
AUGGAUCGUAGAAGUUCCAACCGAAAAGCAGCGGACCAACCGCGCAGACCCGCAGUGCCUGGGUGUUGGGAUGGGCUCCACCUCGGCUCAAAGGACCCAUACUUCGACGUGCCUCAGGCCUCUUCUGGGCCCCGUUCAUGCCGAAGGUGCAUGAACGUGCUCUUUUUCUUGGCCACUUCAAUUCCUGCCGGUUUAGCAUUGAUUGGUGCCCUGGUGUGUACCUGGCAAAUCCGGUGGGCAUGGACUCUUUUGGGAGCAGUCAUUCUUGACACUUUUUGCCUGUGGCUGAAGAAACUCAUCCAACAGCCCCGCCCAGCCACCCCAGCGUUUGUCCUUGACAGCGAGGGUCUCUUCGGCAUGCCGUCAGAGCAUGCCGCCUUUGUGUUCUUUCUGACUGUACACCUGGGGCAUCGGAUAGAACAUGACUGGGGCUCAACUUCUCAGAAACUCCUGGAAUGGUUGUUCUUGCUGACUUGGGGAAGCACUUUGAUCUCUGUUCGAUAUGCGUUUGGAGCACAUUCUCUCCAACAGCUUGUGGCAGGUGCAGUGAUUGGUUCUUUGGCAGGAAUCACUUGGUCACGCUUAGAGGUGACGGUUCAAGAUCUUCUGCUGCGAGGCCAGAGGUUCACAGAUGCAUCUCGCAGGUGCGUGCGCCUUCUGUACGGCAUGGGUACACCACACAAUGAUUGA